AUGUUUGAGGCUGCAAAACUAGGAAACAACGGCUUUCUAGACAUAAUUUGGGAGAAACAUCCUGAUGUGAUGUUUGAAGAAGAAGAAAGUCAUUACAGCAUAUUUCAUAUUGCUGUUAUGUAUCGACAGAACGACAUUUUCAGUUUCAUGGGUAAGAAAGUGAGGAGAAUGUUGCGUCCAGUGGAUGCUGAAGCUCCAAACAAAGAUGGCAAAACUGCUAGUGCUUUAUUUACUGAAGAGCAUGAAGGGUUAAGGAAAAAAGCUGAGAAAUGGACUAAGGGGGUUGCAAAUGCAUGCAUCGUGGAGGCAACACUUAUUGCCACCGUGGCUUUCACAGCAGGUUUAACAGUACCAGGUGGCACCAAAGAACAAAAUGGGACUCCACAUUUUGUUCAAAGAGCUUCCUUGAUAAUUUUUGCAAUAUCAGAUACUGCAGCGUUAUUAUUCUCCUCUUUUUCCAUGGUGGAUUACAAUCACUACUCUUGUCAGUAG
Mangifera indica (mango) is the source of this 492-nucleotide messenger RNA. RefSeq lists its product as uncharacterized. The record is from RefSeq and is a predicted model, not a curated record. The transcript is spliced from 3 exons. The coding region runs from base 1 to 492 and encodes 163 amino acids. Lineage: Eukaryota; Viridiplantae; Streptophyta; Magnoliopsida; Sapindales; Anacardiaceae.